AUGAAGGUAGUGACACAUCUCUGGAAAAAGAUCAAGCAAAUGAGUCGUCCAUUUGUGGGACAAGUGUAUGGCAAACAGCCGUUGUUAGUGAAGUAUUUUGAAUAUGAGGAACUAAAGAUCCUGAAAGAGAUAGUCCUGAAGGAGCAUGAGCUAGUCAAGGAGCGCCAGUCACAGGAGAAGGCACAAGAGGAGGAACCAGAGACCAACAGAAAUGUGAAGGUUCUGCGAGACCUAAACCUGGACCUUUGCUCCCUCUGGGAUCCCUGUGAGGCUGAAGGACAAUGCCACAAACUUGAGGAUGGAUUCAGAGAUGACUGCUUGUCCAAGCAAUGCUAUGACCAAGUGUGUGCCUCUCCAACACUUGAAAUACCACCACAACAGGGAGACUACCCCCCAGACUUGGAACCAGUUACAGCGCUAAGUGUCCCCACAGAGAUUCUUCUUGAGAUCUUCAGCUACCUGAGUCCUGCUGAAUUAGGACAAUGUGCUCAGGUGUGCUGGGCCUGGAAUAAUGCUGCCUUCUCACCCCCUCUGUGGAAGGCAAUAUACCCUGUGCAGUGGGCCAGAGGAAUUUGGAAGUGGCAUGAUGUGGGUCUCACCCAUGCACUUGAGGAUGCAGCAUCUGGGAAAGUCUCUAGAUACCUUGAAAAGUGGGAUGAAGAUGCUGACAUUGAUGAAGCUGAGGAAGAGCGAGACCCACAGGCAGAUAAGGAAUGUUUUGUAAUGGAAAGCCUGGUGAAAUGGGUGCUGCCUCGGGUAGGAGCAGCGGUGAGCACUUUAGUCCUGGACACUGGCCGGGGCAUCACUUCCCGACUACUGCACAAUGCCCUCCUCCUCUGCCCAGCCAUUGUAAACCUGUCGGCUGCUCACACACAAAUUGAUUAUUAUUCCUUUAAGGGGUUAUGGUUUCAAGGAUCCCUGCAGUGCCUCAAAAACUUAGACCUGCAAGGAUGUGAACUCAUUGAUGAUUCAGCCUUGGAAUGUCUUGCACAGUGUGCUUACCCUGCACAUUGCCCUAUGGUCAAAGGUAGCUUGUAUUGCCCCUAUGACAUCAAUCCUUUAGCUUACAAUGUAGGUCUGAGGAAUGAGGUUUUUGCUUCACCUUUUGAGACUGAGGUGUGUCGGCAGUGUGGGGCCAUGGGGGGCUGCUUUUGCCCUGGGAGGAGAAAUGUUCCAAAUGGAAUAUUCUCUGGGGACCUUCCGCUCCAGGGGUUGGCAGGAGGAGGAAAGUCAAUCUACAAUAACAGUAAAAAUGUCAAGAAGAGUAACAAUACUCAGAAGAAAGCUCGAAAGAAAAAUUCUAUGCCUUUCCCCCAGGAAACUGUCCAAGGAAAUGGCAUAUCCAAUACUGGUCUAAGAGCAAAUGAGCAAGACAUUGAGGAGAUUUGCUGUUACAUGGGAAACUACAGCUCACCCCCAGGUUUGCAGGGAAACCUUUCCUGCAGAAGACCAGAGUAUGAAACAAGGAGUGUGAAUACCUGUAAUUUCAUGCAGCAGAGUUUCUAUGACCCAAGAUAUGAGAAAUUUGAUAAUGGUGUGAGAAAGAUACAGCUUACUAGCUUGAACCUCUCAGGGUGCUGGAGAGUGACAGAUGAGGGACUCUUAGCAUUGCUGGACAGUGGUAUGGUGGUGGACAUUUCGCAUUUAGAUGUUAGCGGAUGCUUCCAGCUUACCGGAGAAGGCCUGGAGAUAUUCACAGAGACCUGCCCUUCCUUACAGCCAGAAAAGCUCUCAUACUGUGACAACAUCACUGAUGGGCCCUACCCAAAUUUAGCCAAUGGAUGUGCAAAUCUUUGCAACCCGUUGAGAGUUUGCUGUCGAAAUGGGAGGUGAAGGGAACACACUGCAGAGUUUCACUUGCUCUUGCAGGGAUGUCUAUUUAGAAUUACAAAAAAAAAAUUAGGUCACAAAACAAUCCAUUUCUAUGAGCUCUUUCUAGCUGUUUUCAGCGAUGCAUAGCAGUCUUUUCACAACACAAUUGCCACACUUUAAGAAAAUGUGAAAAAAACUCUGUAGUUGAAAUGCUCGCUAACACUUUAUUACAUGUUUCACCGUUAUUUGGAACCUAAGUGUACUCACAUACAAUUAUCAGUAGGAUAGACAUUUCAGUCAAGCUUGCUGAUAAGAGACUCCAUCCAGUUCUAAGAAAUAGAUGUAGAUUUUUCUGGAAAGUGGAUUUGCUGCGUACAAGCUUUUUCUCUGGUCUCAGCUUCAUGUUGUUGAUAUUUCUUAAUGUCUGGGAUGCAGGAUAGAUUCUGAUUACAGUUCUUAUGUGGAUUUUUUAUUAUUAUUAUUAUUUUUUAAACCUUAAAGGAUAUGGAGCUCCUUGUGCACAUGAGAUAGGGUUCUUAUAUACAACUUUACUUCCUCUUGUCUUCUGUAAUUCAUAGUUCUGCCUAUAUUUAUCCUCUGUGGAUUUCUAUGAUAUAGAUGAUUUUUUUUUUUUACAAAA
Penaeus indicus is the source of this 2452-nucleotide messenger RNA. RefSeq names its product F-box/LRR-repeat protein 5-like. The transcript is spliced from 5 exons. Gene Ontology annotation, cellular component: cytoplasm. Gene Ontology annotation, molecular function: protein binding. Bases 1 to 1833 code for a protein of 610 amino acids. Lineage: Eukaryota; Metazoa; Arthropoda; Malacostraca; Decapoda; Penaeidae. The record is from RefSeq and is a predicted model, not a curated record.